AUAAAAAGCUUGCCCGUUGCAAGCAAGCACAAAUGUCAAGUUCUUACUAAAUCUAAAACGCUAAAUAAGCGGUUGGUUUGGGUACUUUGGGCGCCAAGAAAAGAAAAUAAAAAACAACGAAUCACGUAGUAUGGAAACAAUGGAAGUCACCCCAACCAUGAACAACCACGUUUCUAAAGACUACAAAGACGAAAAAAUGGAAGACAUCCCAGCAGAUGAAAUGACUUCUCGCGACUAUUACUUUGACUCGUAUGCACAUUUUGGUAUACAUGAAGAGAUGUUAAAAGAUGAAGUGAGAACUCUGACAUACAGAAACUCCAUGUAUCACAACAAACAUUUGUUUGCGGGUAAAGUAGUCAUGGACAUUGGAUGUGGAACGGGCAUUUUAAGUAUGUUUGCCGCAAAAGCAGGUGCUAAAAAGGUUCUUGCCAUAGAAUGCUCUAAUAUAGUAGAUUACGCUCGGAAAAUAGUAGAAGCCAACAAAUUAGAUCACGUCAUUACCAUAGUGAAGGGGAAAGUGGAAGAGGUGACUUUACCCGAUGGCAUCGAGGGUGUGGAUAUAAUUAUAUCAGAAUGGAUGGGAUAUUGCCUAUUUUACGAAAGUAUGCUGGACACCGUAUUAUUUGCACGUGAUAAAUGGCUGAAACCGGACGGUCUUUUGUUUCCCGACCGUUGUUCAUUGUUUGUUACUGCGAUUGAGGAUCGUCAGUACAAAGAUGAGAAAAUAAAUUGGUGGGACGAUGUAUACGGAUUUGAUAUGAGCUCAAUUCGGAAAGUAGCGAUCAGCGAACCACUCGUAGACGUAGUAGACCCGAAGCAGAUCGUAACUGGUCCUGCCUUAAUCAAAGAGGUCGAUUUAUACACGGUUAAGAAGGCAGAUUUGGAAUUUUCGUCUCCCUUCACACUCACGGUGAGAAGAAAUGACUAUGUCCAAGCCCUCGUUACUUAUUUCAAUGUGGAAUUCACUAAAUGCCACAAACGUAUCGGCUUCACGACCGCCCCGGACGCCCCGUAUACCCACUGGAAGCAAACCGUUUUUUACUUCGAAGACUACAUGACCGUUAAAAAGGCCGAAGAAAUUAAUGGUGUCUUUACCAUGAAGCCGAAUCCUCGAAACAACAGAGAUUUGGACUUUGUGAUCGAACUUAAUUUUAAGGGAGAACUAGGGGAAGUCCACGAGACAAAUAGAUAUCGCAUGCGUUAAGCUCUUAAUUUCGUGUGAAGUGCUUACCUUCUUAAAUACGGAUUACUUUGUCUUUUACAUCAAAACUGUAUAAAGCUAGUCCAUCUAAGUUCAUUUAUUAUAUAAUUAGUAUAAGUUCAUUUAUAAGUAUUGAUAAUUAGUGCAAGAAUUUCAGACGUUAAUUUGUAAUUUUUCUCGUGAUCGAUUUCUUGCACUAAUAAUAUUACCAUCUAAAUGUGUAUGAAUCAAUAAUAUGUUCGUUUAUUCUGGAAUUACUAAUUAUUAAUGCUUUAUACUACUUGAUUGUAUGAGUUCAGAUUUAAAAUUGUAAAAAAUCUGGGAACAGGUAGAUACCUCUUCUCGGUUAUGUACUUGACGAUCUGUGAAUUAGAUUUUAUUUAUCGUGUAAGAAUUAAAAGGAUUUAAUAACUGAACACUGUAUGAUAUUCAAUAAAUUUUUCAUUUUA
Anoplophora glabripennis (Asian longhorned beetle) is the source of this 1650-nucleotide messenger RNA. RefSeq names its product protein arginine N-methyltransferase 1 (gene Art1). Gene Ontology annotation, biological process: peptidyl-arginine methylation. The coding region runs from base 131 to 1204 and encodes 357 amino acids. Gene Ontology annotation, cellular component: nucleus. NCBI's taxonomy places the organism in Eukaryota, Metazoa, Arthropoda, Insecta, Coleoptera, Cerambycidae. Gene Ontology annotation, molecular function: protein-arginine N-methyltransferase activity. The transcript has 2 exons. The record is from RefSeq and is a predicted model, not a curated record.